Phlebotomus papatasi is the source of this 22891-nucleotide messenger RNA. RefSeq names its product twitchin (gene bent). NCBI's taxonomy places the organism in Eukaryota, Metazoa, Arthropoda, Insecta, Diptera, Psychodidae. The record is from RefSeq and is a predicted model, not a curated record. Bases 2686 to 22323 code for a protein of 6545 amino acids. The transcript is spliced from 39 exons. Gene Ontology annotation, molecular function: protein binding.
UUUUGGCGUUCGGGAUUUUGACCUUUUCGGGAUUUUGGCUUUCGGAAUUUUGCCCGGCACCGGUCCAGAGUUACUGUUGGAAUGAGUCGUUGUCGCUUAAUUGCCAAAUUUUAAGGAUGCUCACGAAAGGUUAUACAUAAAAUGGUCAAAUAUUAUACUGAUGAGGUGCGAGUACAUCUGAAAAAACGCUACUAACUAUGAGACCCAGAGUCUCGAUUCAGAGAGUCAGUAACCGAAUUUUAAAUAUCUCUGAUAGCAACUCCAUGAUGUCCGCUCCAAAAAUUCAAAUCUAGUUGUUUACCGAAGAAAUACAGUCUUCAAAAUCAAUUGCAAAUGAAAGAAAAUGGUACGAAUGAUUGCUUGGUUUGCAAGAUUCCAUUUGUAAACAAAACCAAUCCAGGUAAAAGGUUGUAGAUUCACUUGGAACAUGCUAAAAAAGUAAAAAAAAAAUACUACCUUUUACCUUCCGAGCUAAGCAACCAUUCUUACAUUUUCUUUCAAUUUGCGGUUAAUUUCGGACACGUUUGAAGCCUGUGCUCCUUCGGUAACCAACUAGCUGCGAAUUUUUGGGGUAGACAUUAUGGGGAUACUAUCAGAGAUACUUACAAUGUAGUUAUCAGCCUUCUGAAUCGAAUCCCUGAGUCUGCCUGUAGUUUUUUUUCAGAAUAUACUUGCACCUAUUUACCAUCAAUUUUGAAUAUUUUUUGUAUACACUGAUGCGAUUUUCCAUAAAAUUAAACAAUUGACAACGUAGAUUCUUUCUGGCGGCAACUCUCAAUGAUUUGACAUCCUUUAACUUUUUGUAAUUUACAAUUUUUAACCUUAAUUGUAAAUUAUUAAAAAAUCAGGGGUGGAGUGAUAGCUUUUCGUCACUAUCGAAUCGAUAGUAUCGAUAAAUCUAUAUCUGUUAGAUUAAGUGAAUGUCGACUUUUUGCGCAUUGCUAAGCCAUUCAUUGUGACAUUCUUAAAAGAAUGUGGCUGUUGAUAAAUAUCUAUAUUAGUCACAGGAAGUACAGCUAUCGUUUAAAUAUUUCAGAAUCGACAGUCGAUAGUAUCGAAAAUAAGUCAUCAUAUCAACCCAGAUUAUUUCUUGUUAUUUAUCAUCACUUUUAUGUACAUAAAUUCACCAUUGAUAACUUUAGAAAUGUACAAACCCACCACUUGACAUUCAAAUGACUCAAAAUCAGAAUAUAACCGGUUUACAUAAAGGUGGUUGCAUGUUUUGACCAUUUUGAAUUACUUUUUAAAAAGGGGCAACAAACUUUUGAUUCCUGAAAAAUGAUCAACUAUUGGAAAACAAUUUUUUUUUAUAUGAAAUAAAAUUAUUUAAUUUUUUUUAAAAAAUAAACGUAAAAUCUAAGGAUUACAGGGAACUCAUUUUCAAAAAGAAAAAUUUGAAAAAGUAAUUUUUUCUAUAAUUUUUUUCCAGUUAGUUUCUCAAAUGAUCGGCGACAAAUUGUAGAGAAAUAUAUUUUCUACAAAAAUGUGUCAUUUGGGUAUUAUCUUCAUUUACAAUAAGUCGUAACAAAAUGAAAGAAAAUAACAAAGAAUACUCCAUGCCUGACAAAAUUUGCCUCAGCCAUUUUGAGAAUUUCCACAAAAUAAUCUUUUGGAAAAUGACUCAAUAAGUGCAUUUCCUUUUGAGAUAGAAAAAAAUGAACUUCUAUAAAGUUGUAGAGCGAUAAAUUUCCUAUUCAGAUUAUCUGAGAACCUUAAAAAAAAAUAGAAUAUCUGUUUUGACAAAUAUUGACCCAGUCUCCCCUAAAGUAUAAUAAUAAAAAAGCAUUCGUUAAUACCUUAAGCGAGAAAUUUAACAAUAAAUUAACUAUAUUUAACAGUUUUAUGGCAAAAAAAAUUAGGACUCUUUAUUGAUACAUAUCUUUAACUUUUUAAAUUAGAUUUAAUACACUUAUGAAAUUGUCAUGAUCAUUAAUAAAAAUUCAGGCCCUUUCUGUUCAAAACAUUUAGUCGAAUUGUACACAUUUCAAGGUUAUGUAUUCUAUUUUGAGGUCAGAAUGCAGUUUUGUCUUUUAGGUUUUGUUUCUUUUUUUGUGAAAUAUUUGAGGUAUUAGACGGUGAAUCUUGAGUUAAGUAAUGAGUAAAGAUGAGAGUGAGGCAUAGGAAUCUCUUGGCAUUCAAAUUGGAUGAAAAAUUUUUAAAUUGUGAGUAAAAUAAAAUUUGUGAAGUGUGAAUAACAAAUCCCACGCCAAAAAAAAACACGCGAAAGCGAAAGUUCGUGUGAUUUGGAUUUCUAUAAAUAACGCGUUGUGAAGAUUUUUUUAAAAAUAGGUCUUAGGCGUUUCUUUUUUUUUUAUUUCAUUUCUAUAUUUCUCAAUUUGCAGCAGAGUGAUUGAGCCCCAAAUUAUUCAAUUCAAAGACAAGGAAAAAGGAAAAAAAAUGCUGGAAAUCCAAUGACAUAACCUCAAUCUAAGGCAAAUUUCCCUGGGUUUUUUUUUUCUAUUGCAGUGUGCUGUGAUGGACAGUUGUGUGUGUAAAUAGACUUUGUGUUAGUGUCCUGGAGUUGUGCUCCAACGAAGGCACAAGCGCCCCUUGCGGACAAGAGGACAAACAACCCAAAUCCAACUGCCCUCCGUCCCCCUCCCUCAACUCCCCCCAACUUUUUUCAACAAAUUUGAAAAAAAUUCAAAUUUUUAUUAUUAAAAAAAAAUCAAUCUUCACAACGAAAUGGGUGUCAUUGAUGACUUUGCCCCGAGUUUUGUGCAAAAGCCCCAACUGAGGCAGGAAGAUGAUGGGAAUCGACUCAUUUUCGAAUGCCAAUUGCUGGGCGCCCCAAAGCCAGAUAUCGAAUGGCUGAGGAGUGAUCAGUUGCUGGUUGAAGAUGCCCGAACUAAAUUCCGAAUACUACCAUUGGGUGACAACAAGUACACCGUCAUCCUGGACAUUGAUGAUGUUGUGGAGACUGAUGCUGGACUCUACAGGGUUCGUGCUAAGAACAAAAUGGGCGAAGUUGCAGCAUCAAUUAAUCUCAAUUUUAGUCCUGCUGAUGAGCCAAAAGAGAAGCAAAUUGACGGUGUAGCACCGACAUUUGCAAAGAAACCGGCAAUACGACAAGAAGACGAUGGAAAACGAUUGUUAUUUGAAUGCCGAAUUCAGGCUGAUCCUAAGCCGACGGUCACGUGGUCACACAAUGGAAAUGUUGUGUCAGAAACACCUAGGCACAAGCCAACAAUCAGCAAAGAUGACGGCCAUUUCUAUUUUGCAUCGUUGGAAAUUAAAAAUGUGACAGUUGAAGAUGCUGGCAAGUACAAAGUGACAGCUAAAAAUGAACUAGGCGAGAGCAAUGCCACCAUUAGUCUCAAUUUUGACAGCGAUGAAGCUCCAGUCCCGGAUGACGGCAUUAAGCCAACGUUCACGGAAAGGCCUGUGAUUAGGCAGAGUGAAGAUGGCGGUAGGAUAACGUUCGAGUGUCGCUGUGCAGGUGAUCCGAAGCCAUCUGUCAAAUGGUACCAUGGGCAGGAAGAAAUAAAGGCCGGAGGUAGAUAUAGCAUCAGUUUGGAGUUGGAUCAGAAGCUCUAUCACAUGGCACGCCUGGAGAUAAGUCAGGUGGUGAAUGGGGAUAGGGGAGAGUACCGGGCAGUAGCCAGGAAUAAACAUGGCGAAGGUGUUGCCACAAUUAACCUCAAUUUUGAGGGUGGUGAUAAGCCAAAAAUUCCAGAUGGCAAAUCACCACGCUUCCCCAAGAAACCAACAAUUCGCCAAGAGGGUGACAUCUUAAUAAUGGAAUGCAUUCUUGAGGCUCAUCCCGUACCAGAUAUCACAUGGUUUCGCGGUAGUACACCAAUUGCUGAUACAGGUCGCAUCAAAAUGUCCCGACGUGCCAUCUCACGCGACACCUAUACGCUAACCCUCGAAAUAUCAAAUCCGACUCGUGAUGAUGGCGGCAAUUACCGUUGCAACGCCUUCAAUAGCUACGGAGAAAGCAAUGCCAAUAUUGCCCUCAAUUUCCAAGGCGGUGACGAUCCAAAUGGAUUUGCUCCAUCAUUCAUCGAGAAGCCGAGGAUCAUUCCAAACGAAUCAGGCAGCCUGAUCACCAUGAAGUGUCGAUGCAAGGCAAAGCCACAGCCAACGGUUACAUGGUAUCGUGGCCAGGAUAUUGUCAAAGAAUCCACAAAAGUCGCCAUUGAAACGACACAGUCUACUGAACCUGACCAACCAGACGUCUAUGACCUCAUUCUCCAGAUACGUGAUCCCAGUUCACCAGAUGGCGGCACCUACAGGUGCCAUGUUAAAAAUGAAUUUGGUGAAAGCAAUGCUAAUCUCAAUCUAAACAUCGAAGCUGAACCAGAACCCGAAGGUGAUGGUCCGACAUUCGUGGAGAAACCAAAGAUUGUCAGUGAAAAUAAUGGAAAACUAGUGAUAAUGCAAUGUAGGGUUAAGGCUAAUCCUGAACCGACAGUUGUAUGGACAAAAGAUGGCGAAACUGUCAGUGAUGGUGGACGUGUGAAGAUGUCUGUGGUUAAGAAGGGAGAUGAAUAUGACAUUAAACUCGAAUUAACUGAACCCGAAUUGCAUGAUUCGGGCUUAUAUCGGUGUAACAUCAAAAAUGCCCUCGGAGAGCUCAAUGCCAAUCUCACGCUCAAUAUUGAAAUUGUUCCUGUGAUAAAAGACAAGCCAAAACUCAUAAAGAUUGUGAAGAAGAAGACUGUGGUGAUUGAGUGUUCGGUGGUGUCAAAAUUCAAGCCACAGGUGACGUGGCUAAAGGAAGAGAAUGAGGUUAAGGAAGGUGAACGACAUCAAGUAAAGGUUGAGAAUACAAAAGAGGGUGAAUUUGCUGUUCAACUCGAAAUUUGUCCAGUUGCUGAGCACGAUAAGGGAUCCUAUCGUUUGGUUGUACGCAAUGAAAGAGGCGAAGCAACAUCGCAGACUGUUGAACUUCGUGAUUUACUCAUUGAGGACAAAGGCGAACGUCCAGUUUUGGCGCAUGGAUUGGACGCUAUUCGCGUGGAUGAGGGAGCAUCGUGGGAACUUUUGGCAAAAUUGAAGAAAGAAGAUAAGAAGGUGAAGGUUCAGUGGUACAAAAAUGAGGAACUUGUGAGAGAUACGACCACAUAUCGUGUGACAUUCGAUGGAACGACAGCACGAAUGAGUGUCAGUAAGAGUCGAAAGGAACAGACUGGAAAGUACCGAAUUGUUGUGAUCAAUGAAUUUGGAUCUGAUGAGUCUGUUGCCCAAGUGAAAGUAGUCAGUAAAGAUGUGAAGGAAGAAGAAGAAGAGGAGGUAAUUGAAGAGGAAGAAGAGGAGCAAAUUGAAGAAAAGGUCGAAGAGAAGGUUGACGAGAAGAAGAAGAAAGAGGAAGAGAAGAAGAAGAAAGUUGAAGAAGAGAAGAAGAAAACCGAAGAGAAAAAGAAGGUUGAAGAGGAAAAGAAGAAGAAGGUUGAGGAAGAGAAAAAGAAGGUAGAAGAAGAAAAGAAGAAGGUAGAAGAAGAGAAGAAGAAGACCGAAGAGAAAAAGAAGAAAGUUGAAGAAGAGAAGAAGAAAGAAGAGGAGAAGAAGGUUGAAGAAGAGAAAAAGGUGGCAGAGAAAAAGAAGGUCGAAGAAGAAAAGAAGAAAGAAGAAGAAAAGAAGAAGGAAGAAGAAGAAGCGAAAAAGAAGACAAAAGUCAAAAAGAAGGACGAAGAUGCUAAAAAGAAGGACGAACCAGAGAAGAUCAUUGAAAAAGUCAAACCCAAAAAAGAUGAAGAUGCCAGAGAACAAUCACCACAACCAACUGAAGAUUCCAUUGAGGUCAAAUCACAAUCUCGUCGCCGUUCAGUGUUACGUGAAGAGCAAAUUGUGGCGGAAAAUGGAAAAGUGUCCAGACGAUCAUCGCUACAGGUUGAAGAGGAGAGUAGCGAGAGGCGAUUGAGUGUCACUAAGAAGGAGGAACCAAAAGUUGAUGUAGGUAGUGAAGAAGAUGGUAUUGAGAGUAUUGAUGAUGACAUUAAGCCAAAGGAUAGGCUUAAGACCAAAGCAAAAGCUAAGCCUAAGGGUAGUAGUGAUGAACCUGAAGCUGAGGCUGAUGGUUUCGGUGAUGCUGAACCAGUUACUAAAAAGCAUGAUAGAAUUAAACCCAAAACCACUGAAGAUAAACCCAAAGUCACUGAAGAUAAACCCAAAGUCACUGAAGAUAAACCCAAAGUCACUGAAGAUAAACCCAAAGUCAUUGAAGAUAAACCCAAAGUCACUGAAGAUAAACCCAAAUCCGAUGAUACCAAAUCAAAGGCACCAAUUAAAAUUGAAAAAGUCAAACAAGUGCCAGAUGAGAAGGUCCAAGAGGCCAAAAUGGAAAAGCCACAGGAAAAACUGGGCUUACUCAAGUCACGACUUAAGAAAGCCGAAGCACCAAAAGCAGCAGAAAAUAUUGAAGAUAUUCGUGGUGGACUGAAGAAGGUGGCACCAAAGCCAAAGGAAGAACCCAAGGAGGAACCAAAGAAAACCAAAGUUAAGAUACCUAAAGCAAAGAAAUAUGAUGAUUUACCAGAAAUACCCGAUUAUGAGCGUCCAGUUCUCGAGGAAUAUGAACCAACGGAUUUUGAGCCAUCCAAAGCCGAAAAAUCAAAGGAAACACCAACACAAAAGGCCAAACAGGCCACCAUUGACACAAUUACCGAAGUACCACCAGAAAAAGUCACAAAACCAACUCAGGAAAAGGAAGCAGAAGCUCCAAAGGAGACAGCUAAGCUUCAGAUUCCCAAGAAAGGAUUGCCUGAGCGGGAAGAGGAGAAGCCAGAGAAGGUGGAAUUGAAGAAAGUUAAGGAAACUCCGACAAUUGAGGUUCCAGAAAAGUCCAAGGAAGAGCAAGCAAAGGAAAAGGCCAAACCAAAGGUCAAUGGAUUGAAGGUGAAGAAGGAUAAAGUAUCGGGAUAUGAAGAUCUUCCCGAAAUUCCAGACUAUGAGCGUCCUGAACUAGAGAAGUACGAAAAGAUCGAUGUUGACAAGGUUCCCGGCAAAAAGGAGGAUUCAAAGCCAAAACUGCCCGAAAUUAAGACCACCCCAACAAUUGAGGCACCCAAAAUUGAGGUUAGCCGCGAAAAGAGCCCUCUGCCAAUGGAUAGAAAGAGUUCCCUGGCACCGGGCUCGGGCCCUUCCAGUCGCCGGGGAUCCCUCAUCCCGCCCGAUGAUGUUCUCGGACGUCGACCGAGUCUCAUUAUCAACGACGAGUCAAAACUGAGACCUGGCGAGGUAUUAGAUCCAAAGAUUAAAAAAGGUGGACGUCCUGGAGAAUUGGAAUCAUCUCAGAAACAGCGUCGACGACCAUCAGUGGACCUCAGGCGUCCCAGUGUCCAGGAUUUGGAGGACAAAAUCAACCAACCGUCGACUCCGCUGAGAGAAAUUGGCGAAGUCGGACCACCAGCAAUUGUUGAUGUCCAGGAGAGCUACUCAGCGGUGGAAGAUCAAACGGGUUACAUCACGGUCCAGGUGGAGGGAAGCCCGGCGCCAACAUUCAAAUUCUACAAAGGUGUGAGUGAGAUUAUUGAGGGUGGACGCUUCAAAUUCCUAACGGACGGCGAAACAAACUCCAUAACACUGUGUAUGAGAAAAGUGAAGCCAAAUGAUGAAGGAAAAUACAAGAUUGUCGUGGCAAAUUGUCAUGGUGAAGAUUCAGCUGAAAUGCAACUUUACGUGAGUGAUGCCAGUGGUAUGGACUUCAGGGCGAUGCUAAAGAAGCGAAAGUACGCCAAGUGGGCGAAGGAUCAGACAGAUCCAGACUGGGGAGACCUCAAGGAGGUGGAAAAACCAAUGCCGGCCCUCAAGAAAGUCGAAAAGGCAAUCGGAUCACGGCGUCCCUCCUUGGCUGAAUUAAUUCCCGAUUGGCCUACUUUGCAUCCAUUUCACCGUCAAGAGAAGCAGGAUACAUUCCUUCGACCACUCAUCGAUCAGCACGCCAAGGAGGGAAAGGACAAAAAGGUUGUCUUCGAGGCUGGCUUCAGCAAACCCAAUUGCAAGCCCAAAUGGUACUUGCGCAAAGAUGAGCUAUUUACAGGAUCAAAGUACAAAUUCAAGAAUGAAGGUGAUUCUUACCAAUUGAUCAUCAUGGCACCAAAAGUUGAAGAUACCGGAAAGUAUAUGAUUGAAAUUGGUAAUGUUCAAUCAUCGGCUUUUCUCAAAGUUGACGAACCCGAUCCAUCGUACACUUUCACUAAGCCACUUAAGAAGAAGUACGAUGGCUUCACGGAGCACGAUUUAACCCUUGAAUGUAGUGUCAGUAGCAAUAUGGCGAUUGUAUCGUGGUGGAGAGGUGAUCAAAAGCUCGAAGAAGGCGAUGAAUUUGCCAUCUCAAAGGAACUUUCUGGUGCUUGUAAGCUAUAUAUUAAGAAUUGCAAACUGACUGAUACAGGUGACUACAGUUGUCGCAUCGAAAAGCAACCAGACAGAACGGAUACAGCUGUUAAAAUAACCGAGUAUCCUUACAAGUUCACAAAGGUGUUGAAGUCUCAGCAAUUGGUUGAGAAGGAUACAGUGACUUUGGCAUGUGAACUUGAUGAUGCACGUGGUGAAGUGAAAUGGUUUAAGGGUGACGAAGAGAUUAAACCAGAUAAACGUGUUCAGGCUGUUAAGGAUGGUCGAAAGCGUAAACUUGUUAUUAAAGAUGCUAAAGUAACAGAUGCUGGACACUACAAAUGUACAACAAAUGCCGAUGAGACUAAAGCCGAAAUUAUAAUAAACUACAUGAAUAAAUUUAACAAAAAACUCAAGGAUACAGUUGGAAUUGAACGUGAGAAGUUGGUCCUUGAGGUUGAAUUGCAAGAUCAGACAGCACCGGCUGAUUGGAAGUUCAAUGGGGAACCAAUUGUGCCAAGUGAUAGAGUUGAAAUGAAGAAUUUGGGCGGAGGAAAGCAUCAAUUGAUAUUCAAUGCACUAGAAAUGACAGAUGAUGGCGAAAUAAUGUGCGAAUCUGGCAAACUUCAGAGUUCCUGCAAGUUAACUGUACAAAAGGGCGAAUCGAAGCCCAUCAUUGAUUUCCCCAGUGAAGUUGAGGCCCCAAUUAAUCAGCCAGUUAUCCUGGAAGUGCCCUUCAAAGUCGAGGGCACCAAGCAGAGUCCAAUUGAGGCCAAAUUGGUGCGUGAUGGUAAGACACUGCCCACAAAGGAUGUCGAUGUUCAGAUCAGUGACAACAAAGUGACAUUUAAGAUAAAGAAACCAACACGUGAUCAAUCUGGGCAGUAUCAAAUAAAAAUAGGCAAUGCCCAGGGUGAAGAUGUUAAGGAUGUCAAAUUGACAAUUCAGGAUGUACCAAGUGCUCCGCGUGAUGUUGAGGUUAAGGAUGUAUUUCAGGAUUCGUGUGUGGUGACAUGGAAGGCACCAGAAGAUGAUGGUGGUGCUCCAUUGACCAAAUAUGUCAUUGAGAGGCAAGAUCUGAGCCUUAAGGGUGGAUGGGAUGGUGUUGGUGAAGUUCAGCCAACAGCCAAGCCGCUCACCUUCAAGUGUGCAGAUCUUGUGCCGAAGAAACAGUACAGAUUCCGAAUUCGGGCUGUUAAUAAAUUGGGUCCGAGUGAACCGGGUGCUUUCAAUAAACCCGUUCUGGCUAAGGAUCCAUGGGAUGAACCUGGUAAACCAAAGAAUGUCGAAGUGACAGAUUGGGAUGUUGAUCAUGCUAAAUUGAAAUGGGAACCACCUGAUAAUGAUGGUGGUGCCCCAAUAACGGGCUAUGUUAUUGAACAAAAGGAGAAAUUUGCCAAAGAUUGGACAAAAGCCAAAGAAAUCACCGAUCCAAAUUGUCUUGAUGCUAAAGUUGAUGGACUCAAAGAGAACGGACAGUACGAGUUCCGUGUUCGGGCUGUCAAUAAAGCUGGUCCAGGUGAACCAUCGGAUACAACAAAACCAAUUAUAGCUAAAUGUCGUUUUGUCAAACCAUUCAUCAUUGGUGAUGGUCUCAAGAAUAUUGUUGUGAAGAAGAAUCAAGUGAUAAAGUAUGAUAUUAAAUAUGGCGGUGAACCCGAACCUGAAGUUAAAUGGCUCAAAGAUGGACAAAUUAUCACAGAAGAUGGUGAUCAACGGAUUACAAUUGACAAAUAUGAACGAAAUACUGUUUUGACAGUUAGAAAAUCAGCAAGACCCGACACUGGUAAAUACACACUAACACUGACAAAUAGUUCUGGUACAAUUGAUUCGGUGGCCGAUGUCAUCGUACUGGAUAGACCUACUCCUCCGGGUGGACCCCUUGUACCCGAUGAAGUCCGUGCCGAUCAUGUGAAGGUGAAGUGGAAGAAGCCAAAAGAUACUGGAGGAUCGGACAUUACAGGCUAUGUACUGGAAAAGAUGGAUAUGGAUACGGGAAGAUGGAUUCCAGCUGGAGAAGCAGGUCCAGAUGAUGAUUCGUUCACAUUUAAGGGUUUAACACCAAACAAAAAGUACAAAUUUAGGGUGAAGGCUGUCAAUAAGGAGGGUGAAAGUGAUCCAUUGGAGACAACUGAGCCAAUUGUUGCUAGAAAUCCCUAUGAUGAACCUGGUGUACCCGGUAAACCAGAAAUUAUUGAUUAUGACAAUGUAUCAGUUAGUUUGAAAUGGGCACCACCAGAUAGCGAUGGUGGACGUCCUAUAACCCAUUAUACUGUGGAAAUGAAGGAUAAAUUCUCGCCAGAUUGGUCAGAAGUGGCCAAGACUGAUGGUCCAACGCCUGAAUUGAAGGUGGAUGGAUUGAAGGAACGUCAAAUUUAUGAAUUUCGUGUUAAGGCCCACAAUAAAGCUGGUCCGAGUAAACCAAGUGAAGCGACAUCACCACAUUUGUGCAAACAUCGCAAUCUUAAGCCACGUAUCGAUCGUACGACAUUCAAGUCGGUAACACUGAAGGCGGGACGAACGCACAAGUGGUCGGUUGAUGUUACAGGUGAACCACCACCAGAAUUAACAUGGGUUUGGAGAGAUAAUAUUCCACUGACAAAUACAGAAAGGAUUAAAAUUGAAAAUGUUGACUAUCACACCGAUUUUGCAAUUGUCAAUUGUCAACGCAGAGAUACCGGAAGGUAUACACUCAAGGCGGUCAAUGCAUCUGGCAAGGAUGAAGAAACUGUGGAGCUUUGUGUCCUUGGAAAACCAAGUGCGCCACAGGGACCACUUAAGGUUGAAGAUGUCCAUGCCAAUGGCUGUAAAUUGAAAUGGAAGAAACCUGAAGAUGAUGGUGGUACACCUGUGAAGGAAUAUGAAGUUGAAAAGAUGGAUAUGGCAACGGGAAAAUGGGUUAGAGUUGGUCGUGUACCGGCUGGUGAUAAAGAUGAACCAAGUAUGGAAAUAACUGGUUUAACACCUGGCAAUGAAUACAAAUUCCGGGUAUCAGCUGUCAAUGAUGAAGGUGAUUCGGAACCAUUGGAAACUGAAGCUGCUAUCACAGCUAAGAAUCCAUUUGAUGAACCAACAAAACCAGGUCAACCAGAAGUAACUGACUGGGACAAUGAGAGUGUACAACUCCAAUGGAAACCACCAGCAUCAGAUGGUGGUGCCCCCAUUGAAAAGUACACCAUUGAAAAGAGGGAAAAAGGUAAACCAGAUUGGGAGAAGGCAGGUGAAGUACCAGGUGAUCAGACUGAAGGAAAAGUUGAUGGAUUGCGUGAGACGGGUGAAUAUGAAUUUAGGAUAGUUGCUGUCAAUAAAGCUGGACCAUCACCAGCAUCAGAUCCAUCAAAAAUGCAGGUUAUCCGAUUUCGUGCACUUAAACCACGAAUUGAUCGGACAAAUCUCAAAACAACAAUUAUUCGUGCUGGAAAAUCUGUCAAAUUUGACGUUGAUAUUCGUGGUGAACCACCACCAGAAGUCACGUGGUAUCAUGUCAAAGAUGUCCUUCAAUCAUCAAAAACUGUGUCAAUUGUCAAUGUACCGUACAACAGUAAAUUGAGCAUAACUGAUGCUGUGCGAAAACAAACUGGAAUGUACAAAAUUCAUGCUAAAAAUCAACAUGGUGAGGAUGAGGCUGAAGUAGAGAUAACGGUUCUGUCGGCACCUGGAAAGCCCAAAGGACCACUUAAAGUUAGCGAUGUCACAAAGAAUGGCUGCAAGGUCAAAUGGGACAAACCAGAAGAUGAUGGCGGAAAACCCGUUACUGCUUAUCAGGUGGAAAAACUCGAUACAGCAUCCGGUAGAUGGGUACCAGUUGGUCGAACAGAUGGAAAUGCAACGGAAUUGGAUGUUAAAGGUCUAACUGAAGGUCAUGACUAUCAUUUCCGUGUUAAAGCCAUCAAUGAUGAGGGUGAAAGUGAACCAUUGGAGACAGAAGCAUCAAUAACAGCCAAAAAUCCAUAUGAAGCACCUGGAAAACCAGGUGUACCAAAACCAGAAGAUUGGGAUGUUAAUCGUGUUGAUUUGGUAUGGGAUAAACCCAAAAAUAAUGGUGGUGCCCCAAUAACUGGCUAUAUUGUGGAGAAAAAGGAGAAAUUUUCGACAAAUUGGGAAGAGGCACUUGUGACCGAUGGUCCAGAACCAAAGGGUCGUGUUGAGGGUUUGAGAGAGGGUGCUACAUAUCAAUUUAGGGUUCGUGCUGUCAAUAAAGCUGGACCUGGUGACCCAAGUGAUGCAUCCCAACCACAUGUUGCUAAAGCUAGAUUCCUCAAGCCACUGAUCAAUCGAGAAAAACUACAGCCAGUUCGUGUACGGGCUGGACAACUUGUUAAAUUUGACGUUGAUGUCAAGGGUGAACCACCACCAACAAUUACAUGGAGUUUUGGUGGACAAAAACUCGAUGCUGGUCCUGGAUGUCGCAUAGAAAAUGAAGAUUACAACACUAAAAUGAUGUUGAGUGAUACAUCGAGGGUCAAUAGUGGUAAAUAUACUGUGACAGCUGUCAAUGAUAGUGGUAAGGAUGAAGCUGAUGUUGAGGUGACAAUAUUGGAUAAACCGGGUAAACCCGAAGGACCACUUGAAGUUAGUGAUGUUCACAAAGAGGGUUGUAAGCUCAAGUGGAAGAAACCCAAGGAUGAUGGUGGUCUACCACUAACAGCUUAUGUCCUGGAGAAGCAAGAUUUGACAACUGGACGAUGGGUACCAUGCGGAACGGUUGAUCCAUCGGCCACAGAGCAUGAUGUUAAAGGUCUUGAACCAGGACACAAAUACAAUUUCCGAGUCAAAGCUGUCAAUGAAGAAGGUGAAUCUCCACCAUUGGAAACUGAAGGUAGUAUCCUGGCAAAGAAUCCCUAUGAUGCACCAGCAGCUCCAGGUCUUCCAGAUAUUGUCGAUUGGUCCGAAAAUAUGGUUAAAUUGAAGUGGGAACCACCAAUACGUGAUGGUGGUGCCCCCAUAACAGGCUAUCAAAUUGAGGUUAUGGACAAAGAUUCAGGACAAUUUGUUAAGGCUGUCGAUGUACCAGGAAAUAAAUGUGAAGGUGUUGUACCUAAACUUGAAGAAGGUCAAGCCUAUAAAUUCCGGAUACGAGCUGUCAAUAAAGCUGGUCCGAGUGAUCCGAGUGAAUCAACAAAUUGGCAUACAGCAAAGGCAAGAUUCCUCAAACCACGCAUUGAUCGUACAAAUCUCAAUCCAAUAACUGUUAAAGCUGGCCUUGGUACAGCACUCGAUGUCAAUAUUAUUGGUGAACCACCACCAAAGGUAACAUGGCUGUUUGGGGACAAAGAAGUUGAAACUGAUGCCAAUUUGCGAAUUGAUAAUGUUGACUACAACACCAAAUUCUUCAUAAUGCGCGCCAAGAGGGCACAGAGUGGCAAAUACACCAUUAUUGCCAAGAAUGAAGUUGGUGAGGAUCGUGCUGAAGUUGAAAUAACAGUCCUGGGUAAACCAUCGAAACCCAAAGGACCUCUCGAUGUAUCCGAUGUGACAAAACAUGGAUGCAAACUAAAAUGGAAGAAACCAGAGGAUGAUGGUGGUGUACCGAUUGAAUAUUACGAAAUUGAAAAGUUGGAUCCAUUGACAGGUCAAUGGAUACCAUGUGCCAAGAGUACCGAACCUGAAGCAAAUAUAACAGGACUACAGGAAGGUAAACCCUAUAAAUUCCGUGUAAAAGCAGUCAAUAAGGAAGGUGAUUCGGAACCACUGGAAACAGAGGGUACUAUCAUAGCUAAAAAUCCAUUUGAUGAACCUGGUAAACCAGGUAAACCCCAACCACAGGAUUGGGGAGCGGACUUUGUUGAUUUGGAAUGGACACCACCAAAAGAUGAUGGUGGUGCUCCAAUACAGAAAUAUGUUAUUCAAAAGAGAGAUAAGGCUGGUCGUGCCUGGACAGAUGCAGCAACUGUUCCCGGUGAUAGGACAAAAGCAACAGUUCCAAAUCUCGAAGAAGGACACGAAUAUGAAUUUCGUGUUGUGGCUGUCAAUAAGGCUGGACCAGGUGAACCAUCUGAUGCAUCACGAUCAAUUGUUGCCAAACCCCGUCAUCUGGCACCACGAAUUGAUAGAAAGAAUCUGCAGAAGAAGGUUGUACGCAGUGGACAGAUGCUGCGAAUGGAAGCUGAUGUAACUGGUGAACCACCACCAAAAAUCGUUUGGACACUCAAAGAUCAACCACUCAAAACGGGUGAUCGACUGAAAAUUGACUCAGAAGACUACAAAACUACAUUUAUAAUGCAGAAAUGCGUGAGAGCUGAUACGGGAACAUAUGUGGUUACUGCAACCAAUGAUUCAGGAAAGGAUCAGGUUGAGGUUGAAGUUCAGGUGCUCAGUAAACCGUCAAAGCCCAAAGGACCCCUAAAGGUUAGUGAUGUCACUGCACAAGGGUGCAAUCUUAAAUGGGAUAAACCAGAAGAUGAUGGUGGUGAACCAAUUGAUCAUUAUGUUGUUGAACGUAUGGAUACGGAAUCUGGUCGUUGGGUACCAGUAACCACGUCAAAGACACCCGAAGCUGAUGUAACAGGUCUCAAUGAGGGUAAAGAUUAUCUAUUUAGGGUUAAAGCUGUCAAUGCUGAGGGUGAAAGUGAACCACUUGAGACUGAAGCUGCAAUUACAGCUAAGAAUCCCUAUGAUGUAGCUGAUACACCUGGUAAGCCAGAAUUUAAGGAUUGGAGCAAAAAUCAUGCUGAUCUUAAGUGGACACCACCAAAGGAAGAUGGUGGUGCUCCUAUCACGGGAUACAUUGUUGAAAAGAAGGAUCCAUUUAGUGGUAAAUGGCAGAAAGUUGUUGAGACAAAGGGACCAAAGUGUGAAGCUAGAGUACCAGAUUUGGUUGAAGGUGAAAAGUACCAAUUUCGUGUUAAGGCUGUCAAUAAGGCUGGACCAAGUAAACCAAGUCAAGCAUCAGAAGUACUAACUGCCAAAGAUCGUUUUGCCGCACCCAAAAUUGAUCGGACUAAUCUUAAGGAUUUGACCGUUAAAGCUGGUCAACAUAUUAAAUUGGACGUAAAGGUGACAGGUGAACCACCACCAAAGAAAGCCUGGUAUCUCAAUAAGGCCAGACUGGAACCGAGUUCAGAGGUAACAGUUGAAGUUGAAGAUUACCGGACUAAACUCUAUAUUCCCGUUGCUGCUAGAUGUCAUUCGGGAAAAUUAGUGAUUAAGGCUGAAAAUGAAUCGGGCAAGGAUGAAGCAUCAAUUGAUGUUAUUGUCCUGGAUAGGCCAUCGAAGCCCGAAGGUCCACUUAAGGUGUCGGAUGUCCAUAAGGAGGGAUGCACCCUCAAAUGGAAUCCACCACUUGAUGAUGGUGGUGCACCUGUUGAGCAGUAUGUUGUGGAGAAACAGGAUACAGAAACAGGACGCUGGGUACCUGUUGGUAGGUGUAAAGAACCCAAAAUGGAAGUUGGCAAUUUGGUACCUGGUCAGGAGUACAAAUUCCGCGUGAGUGCAGUUAAUGCUGAAGGUGAGAGUGAACCAUUGGAGACAGAUCAUUCAAUUAUUGCCAAAAAUCCAUUUGAUGCACCCGGAACACCCGGACAACCCGAACCAACGGAUUGGGAUAAGGAUCAUGUUGAUCUGAAGUGGACACCACCAGAUUCAGAUGGUGGAUCACCAAUAACUGGCUAUGUGAUUGAGAAGCGUGAGAAAGGCGUUGGAAGAUGGCAAAAAGGUGCUGAAGUACCUGCAACUGAGUGCAAAGGAACUGUUCCGAAUCUCGAAGAAGGUGUUGAGUAUGAAUUCCGUGUUAGAGCUGUCAAUGCAGCUGGUCCAGGUGAACCAUCCAUGGCAUCUAAGGGUGUUGUGGCCAAAUGUCGUAAGCUACCGCCCAAGAUUGACCGGAAGAAUGUGAGGAAUUUGACUGUGAAGGAAGGUGAACCAAUUUAUUUGGAUAUUAAAGUAUCUGGUGAACCACCACCAGAUGUCACCUGGACCCUCAAUGAUAAGUCACUGAAAUUGGCCAGUAAGUGUCGUGUUGAGAGUGAACCGUAUGGCACAAAACUAUUCAAUGAUAAUCCAGAAAGGAAGGAAUCUGGUACAUAUAGGAUAACAGCUGUCAAUAAAUAUGGUCAAGAUACAGCUGAGAUGGAAAUUGAGGUUGUAUCGAAACCGGGUAAACCCGAAGGACCACUUGAGGUUAGUGAUGUUCACAAGGAUGGAUGUCAGUUGAAGUGGAAGAAACCCAAAGAUGACGGUGGUGAACCAAUUGAGGGUUAUAUUGUUGAGAAAUUUGAUCCAGAAACUGGAAUAUGGUUGCCCGUACUCAAGACAACUGGAAAUGUUCCUGAAGCUAAAAUUGAUGGACUUACACCAGAUCAUGAGUACAAAUUCAGGGUAAAAGCUGUCAAUAAAGAAGGUGAAAGUGAACCACUGGAAACCUUUGGAAGUAUCAUUGCCAAGGAUCCAUUCACAAUUGCAAGUCAACCUGGUGUACCGGAACCAAUGGAUUGGUCUGCCAAUCAUGUUGAAUUGAUCUGGAAGGAACCAGCAUCAGACGGUGGUACACCAAUAACUGGUUAUAUUGUUGAGAAAAAGGAUAAAUACAGUCCAAUGUGGGAGAAGGCCAUUGAGACAACAACAUCAACGCCCACAGCUGUUGUUCAUGGUUUAAUUGAGGGCAAUGAAUAUCAAUUCCGUGUAAUAGCUGUCAAUCGGGCCGGACCAAGUGAACCGUCUGAUGCUAGUAAACAAUUUACAGCUAAGGCACGAUACUUAGCACCUAAAAUUGAUCGUCGUCACCUACGUGAUGUUACCCUAUCGGCUGGAUCAACACUCAAAUUCGAUGCAGCCAUUCAGGGUGAACCAGCUCCAACGGUAGAAUGGCGUUUUGCUGGAAUGGUGCUAAAACCAAGCAAAACCAUUACAAUUGAUUCACCAGAUUACAGCACAAAAUUAACCAUUCGACCGACAAAUCGAGCAGAUUCAGGAGAGUACACAGUAACAGCUACAAAUAGUUCAGGCAAAGAUAAAGUCACCAUUCAGGUGACAAUCACCGAUAAGCCUAGCAAACCCGAAGGACCACUCAAGGUAUCAGAUGUCCAUAAGGAAGGUUGCAAACUCAAAUGGAAGCGUCCUAAAGACGAUGGUGGUGCUCCAAUUGAGUACUAUCAAGUGGAUAAAAUGGAUCCUGAAAGUGGAUGUUGGGUACCAGUUGGACGUGCUACAGAACCAUCAAUGGACGUUACAGGAUUGACACCAGGUAAAGAGUACAAAUUCCGCGUUGCUGCAGUUAAUGCUGAAGGUGAGAGUGAACCAUUGGAGACAGAUGAGACAAUUGUGGCAAAGAAUCCAUUUGAUGAACCUGGAAAAGUUGGUAAUUUGCGUGCAACAGAUUGGGAUAAGGAUCAUGUUGAUUUAGCAUGGACACCACCCCUUGAAGAUGGUGGUAGUCCGGUAACAGGGUAUUUGAUUGAGAAGAAAGAUAAAUAUGGUCAAUGGGAGAAGGUGGCUCAAGUUGAUCCCAGUCAGUGUAAGGCAACAGUUCCGGAUUUGAUUGAGGGACAGGUAUAUGAUUUCCGGGUGAGUGCGGUAAAUGCUGCUGGUCCAGGUGAACCAUCAGAUGUUUGUACAGUAACAGCUAAACCACGCAAUCAAGCACCAAGAAUCGAUAGGACUAACUUAAUUGAGGUACGAAUUAAGGCUGGACAGAAUUUUGCUUUUGAUGUCAAAGUGACAGGUGAACCGAUUCCCAAGACAAAAUGGAGUCUUGGUAGGCAUGAAGUUAAACCAUCUGAUAGAAUAAAAGUCAGCCAUGUUGAUUAUGCGACAAAAUUGACUGUUAGACAGGCUGUAAGGUCAGAUACAGGUACAUAUACCAUUUCGGCAGAAAAUAUCAAUGGUGCCGAUAGUGCUGAUGUCAAAGUGACAGUUCUCGAUAAGCCAGCACCACCACGUGGUCCCCUCAAAGUUGAUGAUGUCCAUGCAAAUGGUUGUACAUUGAAAUGGCAACCACCAGAAGAUGAUGGUGGAGCACCAAUUGAAAAGUAUGUCAUUGAGAAAUUCGAUGAAGCAACAGGUAGAUGGGUACCAGCUGAAGAAACAGAUGGUCCAGAGACAUCUGUCAAUGUCAAAGGACUAACACCAAAUCACAAAUAUAAAUUCCGUGUUCGUGCUGUCAAUAAGCACGGUAAAUCUGAUCCAAUUACCACAGAUAAAUCCUACGAAGCCAAAAAUCCAUUUGAUGCCCCAAGUAAACCCGGACAACCACAAAUUGUUGAUUUUGAUCGGGAUUUCGUUCAAUUGGAAUGGCCAAGGCCAGAAACAGAUGGUGGUUCACCCAUAACGGGCUAUAUUAUUGAAAAACGUGACAAAUACAGUGAUGAUUGGGAUAAGGCGGCUGAAAUUGAGGGUGAUGUACCAGCUGGACGUGUUGAUGGACUUGUCGAAGGGGUACAGUAUGAAUUUCGUGUACGGGCCGUCAAUAAGGCGGGACCAGGUGAAGCAAGUACAGCAACUAAACCUCAUGUGGCACGACCAAAGAAUUUACCACCGAAAAUUGAUCGGAAAUUCAUGCAAAAUAUCAAAAUUCGUGCUGGACAGAACUUUGAAUUUGACGUACCUGUCAUUGGUGAACCACCACCAACUAAGGAAUGGUCACACAAGGAUAACAUGAUCAUCAAUUCAGAUCGAAUUAAAGUGACACAUGAAGAUUACAGAACGAAAAUCCGUGUGAUUGAUGCUAAACGUGCCGAUAGUGGUACCUAUACACUGGUAGCAAGAAAUUCAAAUGGAACAGACAAAGCUGAUGUCAAGGUGACAGUUUUGGAUGUACCAGGAGCACCCGAAGGACCACUAAGGGUGGAUAAUGUAACAAAAUCUGGUGUUUCAUUGAGUUGGAAGCCACCAAAGGAUGAUGGUGGCUCAGAGAUAAGUCACUAUGUGGUGGAAAAGAUGGAUGCUGAAACGAUGCGAUGGGUGCCAGUUGGUGAAUGUCAACAGCCACAUAUUAAGGCUGAUAAUCUAAUUGAAGGUCAUGACUAUACCUUCCGUGUGAGGGCUGUCAAUAAACAAGGUGAAAGUGCACCAUUGGCCACGAGUCAACCAAUCACAGCUAAAGAUCCAUUUGGACGACCAGAGAAACCAGGAACGCCACAGGUGACAGAUUGGGAUAAGAAUCGUGUUGAUUUGGAAUGGACACCACCGAAAAAAGAUGGCGGAGCACCAAUUAAAGCAUAUAUCAUUGAGAAACGUCCAAGAUUUGGAACAUGGGAAAAGGCAGCUGAAGUUGGACCCGAUGACUGCAAAGCCAGUGUUCCUGAUCUAACUGAAGGUGAAGAGUAUGAAUUCCGUGUGAUAGCUGUCAAUAAGGGUGGACCUGGAGAACCGUCAGAUGCAUCAGCACCAGUUGUUGCAAAGGCACGCUAUGUGGCGCCAUCCUUUGACAAGAGUCUACUGCAGGAUCAGACCGUUCAUGCAGGCAAGAAGAUAAAGUUCCAGUUACCCAUUGAAGCAUCUCCUAGGCCAACGGUCACAUGGACAGUGAAUGGCAAGGUACUGGAGGCAGGACCAAGAGUCGAUAUGCAAUUAUUUGGUGGUCAACUGAGCCUGGAAAUACCAUUUUCUGUGCGAUCUGACGAAGGACGCUACAAUCUGACGAUAACCAAUGAACUUGGUUCGUGUACAGCAUCAGCCAAUGUUACGGUCCUGGAUAGACCGUCUAAGCCCGAAGGACCAUUAGAGAUAUCUGGUAUUCACAAGGAAGGUUGCUCAUUGCGCUGGGGUACACCGAAAGAUGAUGGUGGUUCACCUAUUUUGCAUUAUGUCAUUGAAAAGAUGGAUUUAUCGAGGGGUACAUGGAGUGAUGCUGGUAUGAGUACAACCCUCACGCAUGACAUCACGAGACUCAUUCACAAGAAGGAGUAUCUGUUCCGUGUGAAGGCUGUCAAUGCAAUUGGUGAGAGUGAACCACUGGAAGCUGCCAAGAGUAUUGUGGCUAAGAAUGAGUGUGAUGAACCACAGGCACCAGGAAAACCAUCAAUUGAUGAUUGGGAUAAGGAUCAUGUUGAUUUGAGUUGGACACCACCACCACAUGAUGGUGGUGCACCAGUUACUGGUUAUAUUAUUCAGAAGAAGGAGAAGGGUAGUCCGUAUUGGGUGACAGCUGCACAUGUUCCAACAAAUACCUGCAAAGCCACAGUUCCCGAACUAACAGAGGGUCAAGAGUAUGAAUUCCGUGUGAUAGCUGUCAAUAAGGCUGGACAGAGUGAACCGAGUGAGGCAUCAGACAAAGUUACAGCUCGUGCCAGGAAUGUACCACCACGAAUUAUUACACCACUUCAGGAUGUUCGUAUACGUGCUGGUCUUGUUCUCCAUGUUGAUAUUCGCUUUGAAGGUGAACCACCGCCAGAUGUUACAUGGACGGUCGGUGGUAAGGUCCUAAUGACCAAUGAUAGGACAACCAUAACAUCUGUUGGACAUCAUACCGUUGUCCAUACGGUUAACUGCCAACGAGCUGAUUCUGGGGAGUAUCAUCUUAAGUUGCAGAAUGUUAAUGGAGAGGAUCAGGGAACAUUUAGUGUGAUUGUUUUGGAUCGUCCUGGACCACCACAGGCACCACUUGACUACGAAGAGAUCACAGCACAGAGUGUAACACUAUCGUGGAAACCACCAGUUGACAAUGGUGGUAGUGAAGUGACAGGUUAUGUAAUUGAGAAGCGUGAUUUGACACAUGGUGGUGGUUGGGUACCAGCUGUUACCCAUGUUAAUCCAAGGAAGACACAUGCCCUUGUACCAAGACUCCAAGAAGGUACAAAAUAUGAAUUCCGUGUAAUGGCUGAAAAUCUUCAAGGUAGAUCAGAUCCAUUGGUCACGGAUAAACCAACUGUGGCGAGAAAUCAAUAUGAUGUACCUGGUAAACCAGGUAAACCCGAACUUGUUGACAGUGAUAAAGAUCACAUUACCAUUAAAUGGGCUAAGCCAAUUAGCAAUGGUGGUUCACCAAUUGUUGGUUAUGAGGUCGAAAGGAGAGAUUUGGCCACUGGUAGGUGGAUUAAAGUGUCAAAGGAACCUGUACCAUUUCCCGAAUAUCGUGAUGAUCGUGUACAGGAGGGUCAUCAGUAUGAAUAUAGGGUAUCAGCUGUUAAUGCAGCUGGAGCUGGUAAACCAAGUGAUGCAUCGGCAGCAUUUGCAGCACGUCCCAUGAAGGAGGCGCCUAAACUUAGACUAGAUGCUCUAUUUGGUCGAAAGAUAAAAGUUCGUGCCGGAGAACCGAUAAAUGUAGAAAUUCCGCUGAGUGGAGCACCCCAGCCGGUGGUUGAGUGGAAACGUGGUGGGGUUCGGGUGCCGGAGACAGGGCGUGUGGCCAUAGAGACAGACUGGGAGAAGACGGCUCUUCGUGUUGAGGCGUCCGUGCGUGCGGAUUCAGGUCAAUACAACAUCACAGCCACCAAUGACUUUGGUAAGGACGAAGGAACGGUGGAUGUGAUUGUUGUGGAUAAACCAGGACCACCACAGGGUCCACUCACGUACAGCGCCACGACACAGGAGAGCGUCUCACUGGCAUGGAGUCCACCCCUUGAUGAUGGGGGUGGUGAUAUCAGUGGUUAUAUUGUGGAGGUGGCUGAGGCUGGUACCGAUAGAUGGCGUACAGUGCCAGGUUUCUGUCCUCGGACCACCUUCACGGCUCGCGGACUGACUGAAGGUCAACGUUAUGAAUUCCGUGUGAGGGCUGAGAAUAUCUACGGGGUGUCUGAGGCAUUGGUGGGUAAACCAGUGCUAGCUAAGAGCCCCUAUGAUGUUCCCGAUGCCCCCGAACGCCCAAAUAUUGUCUCCUACACCCCAAAUUCAGCCACAAUCCAAUGGCGUCCACCAGACUACUCAGGCGGACGUCCAAUCAGUGGAUACUACGUGGAGAAGAAGGAGAGAGGUGGCGAUUGGCACAGGUGCAAUAACUAUCCAACACCAAAUACAACAUUCACCGUACAAGAUCUCAGAGAGGGACAAAGGUCAGUAGUAGACGUACGGAAACUAAUAUUAACCGUCUGUUUUUUUUUAAAUUCUGAGAGCCCAGCGUUAUUCGUUAGCAAAGUUAUUCUUUUUCCCCAAUCGAGUGAGAGACUUUAAUGCACUUGGUUUUUGUCUUUGCUGAGUUUGAGUAGAAGCUAAGGUUAACCUUUUCCAUUAUUACAAUUUUAUGAUUCUUACAAUAACCACAUUUGACAUUAAAAAAUAAAGCAAAAAAUUGAAAAUUCACAAAAAUUUUAAAAAAUCAUAUUUAUAAUAUAUUAUGAAUAAUAUGCAUUCUUAAACCUUUUCUGAACAAUAAAUUUAAUUUUUUUUGUCUAAUUUUAUCAAAAAAUAUUGUGAAUUUAUUUAAUAAUAAUAGUAAUAAUAAUAGUUUAUUUAAUUCACAAUAAUAGGGUCAUCCCUCUUACAAUUGUGAAAAAAAGAAAAAAGAAAAAAAAAUUACAAAAAAAAUUAAUACAUCAAAAAGAGAAAAAAGAAUGAAAAAUAAACAAAAAGAAGAAAAAUUUAGGCGAUAAUUUCUCAAGGCUCAGCCUGAAAAUGCCGCCUAAUAGCAUCCGCAGAGUUACGGCUAUUAGCCGGAAUGGAGUUGUGAAGUACUAUGCCCUUUACAAACAGUGUGCGAUAAAGGCAGUCACUGUUAGAUUUAGGUACUAUAAGUCCCCGA